Molecule: messenger RNA, 1602 nt
Organism: Lizanozyma spartinae
Lineage: Eukaryota; Fungi; Ascomycota; Pichiomycetes; Serinales; Debaryomycetaceae
Exons: 1
Coding region: 1-1602 (533 amino acids)
Biological process (GO): protein localization to phagophore assembly site; autophagy of mitochondrion; protein lipidation
Cellular component (GO): extrinsic component of membrane; phagophore assembly site membrane; fungal-type vacuole membrane
Molecular function (GO): protein binding; phosphatidylinositol-3-phosphate binding; phosphatidylinositol-3,5-bisphosphate binding
Source: RefSeq, a predicted model, not a curated record
AUGACCAAGAUCAACAGCAUAGAGUUCAACCAGGACUACACCUGUAUUGCUGUGGCCACUAAUGAGUCUAAUCGGAUCUUUAACUGUGAGCCCUUUGGGGAGUUCUAUUCGUCGAGCAAUGACAUACCUCGAAGGUCUAUUUCAGGGAGUAGUGGUAGUGGUGAUCCCACCGGACCUGGGAGCGGGCUGCGAACGGGGAUUGUAGCAGGUGGAACCAGAUCAUCAUCAUCAUCACCAUCAUCAUCACUGGAGACUCGUGACGUGAUUGGACAGCCAACCAAGUUUCUUCGGAUGCUCUUUUCAACCCCAUUGACGGUGAUAGUGCCUCUGAACAAUGGUAAGGACAGACUAUUACACAUCUAUAACUUGAAGCUACUGCUCAAAAUAUGCGAGUUGACGUUUCCCACGGCUAUAGCAGACGUCAAGGUGAACCGGCGACGGCUCGUGGUGUUUCUUGACAGCGGUCAGAUCUAUAUCUAUGACUUAAGUUGUGUCCGGUUGUUAAGUGUGAUGGACAUAGCGCCAUUGAAACGGUAUGUGUUUGAUUUGAGUGUAGAUGAGGAUUCGCUCUUGGUGAUUCCCUUAUCUGUUGUCACUGCUACUGCAGGCAGUGGCAAUGACCUGAUGUUAGGUACAGAGGGACUGUUUGAUAACGUUGUUGAUUUCUCCAAAGAGAAACCGUUGAAAUAUGAGUUGGAAUCAGUGUUGAAAGAUCCAGAGGGUUGGCUCUUAAUAUAUGAUUGUGUAGGGUUGAGGCCAGUGUUGAUAUAUAAAGCCCAUGAUUCUGCUAUAGCCAGCUUGGCAGUGUCCCACGAUGGUUCAAUGAUAGCUUCAGCAUCUGUCAAAGGAACUAUCAUUCGAGUAAGCACUUUGAAGCACUAUGAAAAAUCAACUAUCACCAAAAUCAUUAAUCUCCGGAGGGGCCAUCAUCCUACCAAUGUCAAUGCUUUAAGUUUCAGUUUGGAUAAUGCCAUUUUGGGGUGUGGUUCUGUUAAUAGUACUGUUCAUUUGUUUCAGUUGGAUGAAACAGCAGAUGAACUUGUUAAUGACUCAACAAUGCCACCAGUGAAUGAAUCCGACGACAAUGAUGAAAGUGGUGAUGAAGCUGCUGAUGGGGUUUCGGAAACGAGUGACGGAGGAGACACAACUAGUAAUCGUUCCACUGAAGAUUUGAAUGAAAGUUUAGCCAACUUGCUUAUCUCAAGAUCAAAUGAUGAUGGUGAUAGUAAUAAUGAUAACAAUAAUAAUAAUUAUUAUUAUGAUAAUAAAGAUGAUGCUGUUGACGACGGUGGUGACCAUCAGAAAAACAAAAAUCCUUAUUUCAAAUUGCUUAACAACCAUUAUACUCGACUGCUUAUAAAGAAACUUCCGUAUAAGAAUUAUCUUGAUAAUUUAAUCUGGACUCCCCCUAGACGGUCAUUUGCAUUCAUCAAAGUCCCGGAGAAAUCUGCCCAUGGACCACUAAAAAUCGGAUUUACCCAAGAUCUGGUCUUAGUUGCAUCAUACACUUCCGGGAAGUUACUUCAAUAUCGGUUUCCAUCAUCCACCCAUGAUUCAGAAAGACAACAGUAUGAACUUAUAAAUGCAUACGACUUGAUCUAA